Messenger RNA from Darwinula stevensoni, 2529 nucleotides. NCBI's taxonomy places the organism in Eukaryota, Metazoa, Arthropoda, Ostracoda, Podocopida, Darwinulidae. The record is from the annotation of a GenBank genome assembly.
AUGAGAAAUGAAAAAAUCAAAGUAUUUGAUGGGAAAGAGGAUCUGGAGGGUCUGGAGGACGAAAUAGAACAAGAGAAAGCUCUAGUAAGACUGGGGAAAUUCCUGAUUGAGAAAGGAAAAGGAAAGCACGUCCUCAUUGAUGAAGUCCCCGUCACACUUGGAUUCCCGGGCAUCAUUACCACAGAAGCCCUCUCCAAGCAUUGGGGGAAAUGGAUUGAAGAUAUGAAGGAGCUUAAGUCGAUCACUAUCUGUUUUAGACCCAAUGACCAAACUUAUACGAGAGAUUUCCCUCUUGAAGAGUUCCAACCAGCCGGAUAUGGUAUAACCGUCCUCGAUGAAAUAAAGAGGAACACCCGGAACAUAUCGGAAUUAUUUGUGGCCAUCGGAAACUAUUCUAGGCGUGUCUUUGUAUCAGCUGAGCCCUCCUUGGACUUGUCCGAGCUCUCCUCGAAAGUGGAUUCGAAAGAAGAAGGUGGAGGACGCCUUCCCCAUUUCAUCGAGAUGACUUCGUGCCAGGCUCUUCAUCGUAAAUGCACACAUGAAGUACUCUGUCAGGUCGUGAGAGCUUCUCAUGCCAUAUACGAGAAAUGCAAGGAGUCAUCGAAGGUGAAGCCUGUCUAUGUCAUUGUUGAUAAAGAGUGGAGAAGAAAUGCUUUCCUCAACGUUUUCAUGCUAUUGUACCCUGCUUUCCCUGUCAUUUGGACAUACUACGACGAAUUCCGUGGGAAGCGUGCCCCUUUUCGUUCGUUCAUUCCUUCGCUCUUCCGUUCGUUCCCCCUCGUCGUCGUCACCGAAGAGGAAAUGAUGGGAUGUCACCCAGUGAACGUUACGAUGAUCCUCGACUUUCCUGGCUCGAAAUGGGAAAACUAUUGUCGUUUGAUAGCAACCACUGGAGAAAACAAGAUCCUCGUUAUCGAGGAAGAAGAGAGAAGGACGGGGAAGUUUUCACUCCUCCCUGAAGAUGUAAUAAAAAAUAUUCAAGGGAAUAUCGAGGAAAUAAAAGUGGACAAAGAAGAUCUGAAAGCAAAAUUGAAAAAGGCGUCUCAAAAAUACGAAAGGAAGUUCUGGGAUCUGAAUGACUUUGAAUUCUCCGAGCAAUCCUUCCCUGGAAUGGAACUGAAUCAGGAUGGUGGAGAAAAUGAGAAGAAUACAGACAUGCAAUUGAGUCUCGAAUCUCGGCUCAUCGGAAUAUUCGGAUACCCUGCCGCAGGAAAAUCCAGGAAAGUGGAUGCUUUGAUUAGACGAGAGACGCGCCAAGUUCUCAUUCUUCACUGCGGUGGUAAAUUACUUCUCCAUGUCCAGCAACAGCGGUGGAUGGCGAAAGCUAAUGUGAAAGUCUCUUCAACGUCGGUCAACUCUCUUGAGAUGAUCCUAAAAAAAGUAGAGCAGCAUAGAGAGGAAGAGAAGAAAAAGAAGGAUAAUGAAAGAGUUGAGAAGCGAAAGGAGAAAGAAAGAGUUGAGAUGUUAAGGGAGGAGAAGAAAAAAAUAAGAAACUUUUUUUCCUUUUUCAAGGAAAAAAAGAAAAAAGCUAGAGAAAGAGAGCAAAAAGGAGAGAAUUCGAAGGAAAAAGAGCAAGUCGAGCAGGAUCCCCUUGUCGUGGUAGUCGAAGAUUGCCCUUUUUUCCCGUUAACAGAGAUUCCACAGGUCGUGAAGACUUUGAAAGAAAAUAAGAUCACGCUCAUCCUCGUUUUCAAACCUCAUUCAGAUAAUGCAUCGAAGGACACAGUGAACGAAGUUGUGAAAAUGUUGAAAGAGAACGAAGAAUGCGAUGCGAUUGUGCUUGAGUCUGAACCGACCAACGUGACUCUGAUGAAGCACAUCCGAGAAAACGAGACUCCAACUCCUCUGAACUUGGAUUCAAGGAAUCUGUUCGUGUCUGCAAAGCCUGCCGCCAUCGUCCCUGGUCCGCCCGUCGAAUACGUCAAAAUUGAAGAGCAAGAAUGUUCAGGAGAACAUCUCGGAUAUAUCUGCUCCGGGAAAGGCUCAUGUGGGAACACUGCAAAUGUUCUAUCUUCCUCCCUGCAACUUUUGGAAUCGGAAAACCAAUCCGAGCAGAAGGCCAAAUCUGGACAAAACGAUGCCUCCUGGCCGAAAGAUGAAUGCAAAAUUCCACACAUCCUGGUAUCAGACAAAAGCCUACUCGAACCUCUGUCAGAGAAGGCGAAAAAAACCUGGCCAAAUGAAAGUGAGAAAAACCUGGUCCAAGUGACACACCUGGAGAACUUUCGUGGUUGCGAGGCUUCAUAUAUCGUCUCCUUCAACGUGGACGACGACUGGCUACUAGAGGUGAUCUCCCGUUCCAGGACUCGACUCAUCAUCAUCGACAACCUCAUCGGACACAGAAACUUAUGGAAACAGAUGGAGAAAGAAAAACGUGUGAAGUCCAUCCCAUGUGUCACAAACUCCGAAGAAGACCGUAGCAUCCUCCUGCGAUUAGAUGACCAAGAAAAGUUCCUCAAUGAUGAAGUCCCAUCCCCAAUGUUCCCUUGUGUAUGGAACUUCAUCGAGGAGGUGGUGUUGCAUUCAUAA